Molecule: messenger RNA, 2088 nt
Organism: Tarenaya hassleriana
Lineage: Eukaryota; Viridiplantae; Streptophyta; Magnoliopsida; Brassicales; Cleomaceae
Product: probable mediator of RNA polymerase II transcription subunit 26c
Exons: 9
Coding region: 700-1752 (350 amino acids)
Cellular component (GO): nucleus
Source: RefSeq, a predicted model, not a curated record
UCUCUGAAAUUGAAAAGUAAACGCCAUUAUUGAACACUGUACCUCUCUCUCUCUCUCUCUGGCUGUUCCUCUUCCCCAAUCACAACGAACCAAACCGGCUUUGCUAUUUUUUUUUUCUCGGGGAAGAGCGCACAUACGUAAGGCAAACUCCUUUUUGUUUCUCCGUUAUGUCAGGAAAAAAAAAUCAGAAAAUUUUAAUCGGUAAAUCUGCAGUGGAAGAAUGAGUGUAAAGCAAACGCCGACGAAAAUAUAGAGCCUCUGGUUUGGAAUAUACCCUUUUCCCAUUUCUUUCCUCUAAAUCUUCCACUUCUUUUCUCCGUUUUCAUCUCUGCGACCCAAAAGGGAGGAGGGGAAAAAAUUGAGCGAAGAACAAGAAACCCAAGCUCCUGAUUUCGUCUUCUUGUUAGUGUAGCGUCAUCAAGGUUCAUAAGGAUCUUCCUUUUCUCUAUAAUUUUCUUUUGUUGCUUUCUUCUGGAUUUCCUUGGCUUUUCGACCUGGGUUUCCGAUUGGUUGUCGUCUUCGAUCGGAAAAAUCUCAUCUUUGGUAGGGUUCUUUUUGUUUGGAUCUUCGCCGCUCCUCCGAUGAAUCCCUUCCGUCGCACGAUCUCUUCUUAGAUCUGGUGAUGUGACUCAAGAAUCGUGCUUUGUUUGAAUUUGAAAGUACCCAAAUCAAGAACUGAAGGCUAAAAUUCCCGGCGACAUGGAUUUGGAUGAUUUCCGGUCGAUUCUUGACACAGCCGGUGUCGAUGUGUGGACAUUCAUCGACACGGCGAUCCUGGUGGCUUCGCUGGAUUACGGACAGGAGCUGAAACUUCGGAGAGACAACAUCGUCGAGCGUCUCUUCGCGACGUCGAUGGUCAACAGAUGCAGGAAUUGCGACUUCGGUGACGGCGCCGCGGCCGCGGAAGUUAGGGUUAACGGAAGGGUUGACGAAGAGGAAGAAGAGAAGAACCACGAUAACAGCAACAACGGCGGAGAGAGAGAGAAAUCUGGAAAUGGAGAUGAUGACGAAGAUUUCGAUCCUUACGCGGGUCUGUUCGAUGACGAGCAGAAGAUGGUUCUGGAAAUCAAGGAGAAGCUAGAAGAUCCCGAUCUGUCUGAAGAAUCUCUGGUCGAGUUGCUGCAAAGUCUGGCGGAUAUGGACAUAACAUUCCAAGCUCUUCAGGAAACUGAUAUCGGGAGGCAAGUGAACCGGGUUCGGAAGCAUGCUUCCAACAAUGUCCGGAGAUUAGCAAAGCAGCUCGUCAAAAAAUGGAAGGAAACAGUGGAUGAGUGGGUGAAACUUAACCAGCCUGGUGAUCUCGAGCCAUCUACUUUGAUAACCGACGGGGACUCACCUCAGCAGAAAGCUCCCCAGGAUGGUAAUCGGCAACAGGUUCCAGAUUUUGGGUACUCUCCAGUGCCUCAGACUCAGAAUGGGUAUUCAGGUCCAAGCAAGAAUAUUAGCAGUACCGAGCCAGAAAGAAAACCGAGACCCACCCCUCCUCCUUCUGCUCCUCCUAGAAGAGAAUCCCCGUCUCCAGCCAAGCCUUCUCGGCCUUCACCGGCUCCACAUACCUCACAGAGGGAGAAAGGGCCGUGGGAACUCAACGAUUUCGACUCAGCCCGGAAAAGGCUUCAGCAGAACUACAGAGAAGCUGAGAACGCGAAAAAGCAGAGAACUAUACAAGUGAUGGACAUUCACGAGAUUCCGAAACCUAAGAGAGCCUUCUUCCCUAAGAAAGGAGGCAGCUCUCAUGGCAGACACUUUUAAGGAUUUGAUGAGAAGGAAGAAACGGUGGUCCGAUGGAUAUAACAGAAGAUUCAGAGUGAAGUGGAGGGAAAGAAAAAGGACAGGAGAUCAGAACAGAACAAAGGACACUACUUUGUCCACGCCCACAAAGGACAGUGAAAAGAGAAUGUGGCUUUGGGUGCCUUUGUGUUUCAUUUUUUUUUCCGGGUUGAAUGGGGGAGAAAAAAAAACAUAUUUACCCCGUUUUAUGGAAUUAUGAAUAAUAGUAAUCAUAGAUUUUGGGGGAAAAAUACAGUUUUUUUCUUCGAGUUAUGGCAAACUAUAUGAAUAUUUGAAAUAUUAUGUUCAUUGUUAGGG